Messenger RNA from Aphis gossypii (cotton aphid), 695 nucleotides. RefSeq lists its product as uncharacterized. The transcript has a single exon. NCBI's taxonomy places the organism in Eukaryota, Metazoa, Arthropoda, Insecta, Hemiptera, Aphididae. The record is from RefSeq and is a predicted model, not a curated record. Bases 37 to 561 code for a protein of 174 amino acids.
CAGUUUGAUUUUAAAGUGGCGAAAAAUACAAUAGGAAUGCUAGUGAAGGAAACAUGUGAAGUUAUAUGGACGACGCUACAAUCAGAGAAGAUGCCUGAGCCAUCAAAAGAAAUGUGGUUAGAGAUAUCUAAAGUAUUUUUUGAAAAAACAAACUUUCCUAAUUGUGUGGGUGCAGUAGAUGGAAAGCAUAUAAGAUGCAGAAACCCCGAUAAUUCUGGGUCAUUAUUUUUUAAUUAUAAAAAAUAUUUUUCCCUAGUAUUAAUGGCAGUAGUUGAUGCCAACUUAUGUUUUACGUCUAUAGACGUGGGCGCUUAUGGCAAAGAAGGAGACUUAAACGUUUUUAAAGACUGUCCAAUUGAUAAAAAGUUCUAUGCUAAACAACUGAAUCUCCCAAAUCCAGCUUGCUUGCCUAAUGCCGAUGAUUUUCCACAACCUUUUGUUUUUAUUGGAGAGAAAGCUUUCGCUUUACAUUCUAAUUUACUACGGCCAUAUCCCAGACUAUCAUCAACUAUACAAGACGUAUUUUCAACUACAGACUUUCGAGGGCGAGACGAACAGUAGAAUAUGCUUUUGGUGUUUUAUCGAAUAAAUGGCGAGUUUUGCAUACAUCUAUUCAAGUCACACCAGAUUUUACAGACUCAAUUGUAAAAGCAUGUUGCGUGUUACACAAUUUUGUACGAAAAGAGACGGAUGCA